This is a messenger RNA of Harpia harpyja (harpy eagle), 3787 nucleotides long. RefSeq names its product thymine DNA glycosylase (gene TDG). Bases 584 to 1732 code for a protein of 382 amino acids. NCBI's taxonomy places the organism in Eukaryota, Metazoa, Chordata, Aves, Accipitriformes, Accipitridae. Gene Ontology annotation, biological process: base-excision repair, AP site formation. Gene Ontology annotation, molecular function: mismatch base pair DNA N-glycosylase activity. The transcript has 10 exons. Gene Ontology annotation, cellular component: nucleus. The record is from RefSeq and is a predicted model, not a curated record.
GACACACUCCAGCACCUCAGUGUCUUUCCUGUAGUGAGGGACCCAAAACUGAACACAGUACUUGAGGUGCAGCCUCACCAGUGCCAAGUACAGGGGGACAAUCACUUCCCUGCUCCUGCUGGCCACACUAUUUCUGAUACAGGCCAAGAUGCCGUUGGCCUUCUUGGCCAAAUAGCCAAUCUUGGCCAAAUUUAUAUAUAUCUAAAAAUUACUUGGUAUUUUUAUGAAUAUCUUUGAGAUGAUAAAAUUAUUUCCUGAAAAUUUACUGUUCACAAAAUCUUUUCUAUGUACUUGUAUGGCAGUAGAAUCUGUGGACAAGAAGGUGGCUGCGUAGGUAGAAGGGAAUGACAGUAUGAAGCAGAAGUUUGUGUUGGAGCAUUAGGGCUGUAUGUGACUAAUAAAUGUGUGGAGCAAAAGAGCUGUAUAUAGAAGAAUGUCUUUGUGCAAGGAAGGAGACUGAAUCUGCGUGUGUGUGUGAACGCUUCUGUGUAGAAUAAGUGCAAUACUUGUGUUGGGAUCCAGUGUGCAAUACUACGCGUAUCUUCAGCAAGCUCAAGCAUUUUACACAUUCCCAUUCCAUCAGAUGAUGACUGCAGCACCUAACAUGGAAAUCAUGACUGAGCAGCCGACUCUAGAGGGCAUUCCAGAGCCAAACAUUGCUCAGGAGCCUCCAAAAGAAGUUAAAAAAGGAGGAAGGAAAAGAAAAGCCAAAGCAACUGAGCCAAAGCAACCCAAAAAGCCUGCUGCUAAAAAAGAAAAAUCAGCCAAGUCAAAAGGCAAACAAGAAAAGAUCACAGAUACUUUUAAAGUCAAAAGAAAAGUGGACCGUUUCAAUGGUGUAUCUGAAGCUGAACUUCUGACCAAGACUUUACCUGAUAUUUUGACCUUUGAUCUGGACAUUGUAAUAAUUGGCAUAAACCCUGGCUUGAUGGCAGCUUACAAAGGACAUCAUUACCCUGGACCUGGAAACCAUUUUUGGAAGUGUCUGUUCAUGUCUGGUCUAAGUAAUGAACAGCUGAACCAUAUGGAUGACCACACUUUGCCACAUAAAUAUGGGAUUGGAUUUACAAACAUGGUUGAAAGGACAACACCUGGAAGCAAAGAUCUCUCCAGCAAAGAGUUUCGGGAAGGAGGUCGAAUUCUGAUGCAGAAGUUACAGAAGUAUAAACCUCGUAUAGCAGCUUUCAAUGGAAAAUGUAUUUAUGAAAUUUUUAGUAAAGAAGUUUUUGGAAUAAAAGUUAAGAACUUGGAAUUUGGACUGCAGCCACACAAAGUGCCAGAUACAGAAACUCUCUGCUACGUUAUGCCGUCAUCCAGUGCAAGAUGUGCUCAGUUUCCUCGUGCACAAGACAAAGUUCAUUAUUACAUAAAGCUGAAAGACUUAAGGGACCAACUGAAAGGCAUCGCACCAAACACAGAGGUGCAGGAGGUGCAGUACACAUUUGACUUGCAACUUGCACAAGAGGAUGCUAAAAAGAUGGCUGUCAAAGAAGAAAAGUACGAUCCAGGUUAUGAAGCAGCGUAUGGAGGAGCUUACUGUGAUCGUGCGCCAUACGAAAGUGAACAGUGCAGUUUCUCUUCAAAUGGAACCGCAGCAAGUAAUCCACAGUACUGUGAGGGGUCGUCCUUCGGUGAAGUUCCUAAUGGACAAUGGAUGACACAGUCCUUUGCAGACCAGAUUCCAGAGUUCAGUGCUGGUAUGACACGGGAAGAAGAGGGAAGCACUGCAUAAGAGCUGUCUCUUCUCGGCUACGCAUACAUGCUGCAGUUUUAAUGCAGUGAUCAAGAUCGGUACCUCGGUUCUCCAACUGAAGCAUUUUAAUAGUAUUUUAUCUCCCUUAGUUAUUUUAUUAUAGUCCAAAGUAAGUGUGUGGUAGGCUCAAAUCAAUGAACUAGAUCAUUUUAAGGAACUGUCCAAACUUUUUAAAAAAAAAGCCCUUUUUUGUAUAUGAGUUUUAUAUUUAAUGUAUACCAUUUCUUGCAGUUUUUGACAAAUUGCUUUCUCAUUUGCUGAGAUUUCUUUGGGGCGUUAAUUUUAUUCCAUAAAUCGUAAUGUAGUAGUAACAGCAGCAGUAUACUUUUUACUGAUGCAUCAAUAUUUGGAUAUCUCAUAAUCCUUUUAUAUCCAGAGGGGAAAAUGGGAAGCGUACCCUUAUCUUUCAUGAAGUGGUGUUUUUAAUCAUGCACAGUUAAGCAAAUUGUGCUUUUUAAGUCUGCCUUUUACUUUCUUUAAAAGCGCAGAAAGUUGUGUUCUGCAGCUGUGAGUAGUGAGUAUUUUCUGGGUGGGAAGAGUGCGCUCUUAUCUGUUUAGUGAUUGGACCGUAUUCAGGAUUAAGGGAGUGGAGACAUCACCUCAGGUCACAGCACUGGGGAGGAAAAUUUGUGUCGCACAGGACAGGGCCUAAAUAGUCUAGCUGAGCUGUCUUAGGGUAAGGUGUCCCUACCAAUCCAUCUUUCCCCCUUAAAUUCCAAUGAAAGGAACUGGAACUCCUUUUAAAAAAAACAACUGACAAUGGUGGUUCUUGAAUUCUGUGGCAUUUCAACUCUUAGUCAUUUCUGUGUGAUUAGUCUCUUCACCUGACCUUUAGGAGGAGGCAACCCCUUUGAACAGACUACAUUGCAGGGAAUUGAAAGACCACAUUCCCUGUAAAAAAUCACAUACAGCUACAUUGUUUACAUCAGGUAGGAUCAGCACAGGGUGGAAGAGGUUUGCAAUUUAGCAGUUUUUAACAUUCAGUUCUUUUCAAUCUGUAAGACCUUAGAGGGUGUUCUCCAUGUUCCUCUUACAAGUAAAAAAUACUAAGUAAGUUACAUGUAAGGGCAGUUGUUCAUGAAUAGCAAGUCAGCUGUAGAAACUGCUGCUCUCUUCUGAGGAACUUGCUUAAACGAUACACAUUUUUGGCCAAUAUUAGUGACUGAGAAAGAAAGGUGAUUCCAUGCUUGUGCCUAACCAUCAUCUUUCCCUCUUUUAUCAUGAGGAAGAGAUGAAGUAAAAGCAAUAAGCUGAUCAAAACAUUAAAGUUUUGAUGAUCUUAUGACAGUAGGUGCUUCAUAUACUUGAAAAAUAGAUACAAACAGUAUCUCCACAGUCCACACUGGUCAGAGAUUCCUGUACUGGUGUGUUUUAUCCUUUCCUCACAGCCAGUGAUAGUUCUCAUGCAUUGAGUGUAACUAGUUAGUGUAGAUUCUAAUCCUGCUGUAACAGCUCUCGCCGAGAUCACACACUGUCAACCUGUUGUGAGGCAGGCAUGAUGUUUACAGUUUCUUCCCAAAUUAUGUGGCUUAAUUCUGAGCGUCUUAAAUCAAGAAAGUGUGCAUUAUGGUUCUGAUUGUGUUUAUUAGCUUCAGCAUAAAGCUGUUCAGUAUGUUGUCAAAAAGGUAUAGGACUUGUCUUGUCUGUUAUUUAAAGUGUACUGUAUCAUGUAUUGCUGUUUACAUGGACGUUUUCCUGCAGGUGCUCAAAGUAUCUUGCAUCAGGGAUUUGUUACAAUUCAAUUUUAUUUUUCAACAAAACUAGAAGCAUGUAAUUAGCACUGCUGAGUAUGUAGCACAGUAGGAUAUAACUACUGUAAAGCUAUCCUGUUUGAUGAGAAGGGCAAGGUCUUUAACAGUCACCUACUAGGUUAUCUAGGUAUAAAAUACAGUUAAGUGUACAAUGACCGUUUCACUAAAUAUUGCAAUCCUAUGUGUACUCCCUCAGAACUGGUGCUCUUUUCAUUACAGUAAUACAAAAGUUCUUAAUCUGUCUUAAAUCUAUCAAUGUUUCACAAUAAAAUCAGGAAUUGUA